AUGAAACCAAUUAAAGAUGAGCCAGAAAUAGAUCUAGAUGAAAGCAUUUCAAACUUAGAAAACAAUAUUUCAAUGAUGUCCGUAAGCUCUCCAAUCUCCCCGGGGUAUCGAACUCCGGCUAGGAAACCGGCAAGGGAAGCUCCAAUGACACCAGGAGAACGGAUUUUACAAAAAGUGGAAACGAAUCAAGAGAAAGAACUUUUGAAGCAACUCUACCCUGAAAUGUUUCAGGAUGCCUCACAGCCACCACCACAAAGGCCGAAAAAUAUCAAGAAAGAACUGAAAAUAGAGCCAAUGACUGACGAUGAAGAUGCUAACAAGGAAAACCGACCUCCUUGGGGAGCAGAGAAAGAAGUCAAAAAGCAAAGAUCUAGGAAAAUCGUAAUUUCUUCGGAUUCAGAGGAUGAAGGCGAAUUCGAUGAGUAUCUCAAAAAUCUUCGAAAAGAGCCAUCUAAACCGCCAAAAGCUGAACGAAAAGCCCGAACCACCCAGAAAAAGUUUGUAGUAGAAGACGACUACAUCAGUGAAGAGGAUUCAGGUGGAAGUUCAGAUGCUUCUGAAGAAGAAGAAGAAGAAGUGUCUGAUGAGGAGUUCAGGGAAUUCAGUCCAGAAGUCGUUGUGCCAAAAGUGAAGAGCAAGAAGAAACGUCCUUCGGAUGACGAAGAAUGGUUCUUGGUUUCACUCACGGAGAAUUACUCCGGAGAAAUUCAUAACGAUGCGAAAGUAUACGUCAAAGACGGUGCUCUUCGUUUGAAGAAGCAUCGGGAAUCUCUUCUGACUCGUCUUCAGGACAUACUUCUUCGCCGGAUCUUCUCAGCGAUCCCAUCUGACGAACUUGUUGUUACAUGGAAUCCACGUCUUCGAAAAUCAGCAGGCCAGUGUCGUAACCAUCGUAACGGAAAAAGUACCGUCGAGAUGUCUUCAGUAGUUUGUACAACAGCUGAACGAGUUCGAGACACUUUUAUUCAUGAGAUGUGCCAUGCGGCUGUGUGGGUAGUCGACAAACUGCACAAAGAAGGACAUGGACCUGGUUGGAAACGAUGGGGAGCUCGAUGCUCGUCUACUUUCAAGUCAUUGCCGUUUAUCGAAAGAUGUCAUGAUUAUGAGAUUGAAGCCAAGUUCUACUACGUCUGUGAGAAUGAUACAUGUACUGUGGAAAUAAAACGACAGUCAAAAUCUCUGGAUACUUCUCGAAAGGCUUGUGGAAGAUGUCUCGGGCGCUUCAUUCUCUAUCGCUACUGUCGCAAAACCAAUUCGAGAAUCCGUAUCGAAGAUCCGAAUAGGAACAAAUCUGUGUCAGCCACUGCCUCGAAACUAACAACAUCACCUCCAGCCGUCCGUCGUAACUUCACGAAGCAUCCAGAAGGAUUCCGAGAAUUCUCCGAGAAGCACUACUGGGAUUACAGUGACGCUGGGCUGAAGCAUUCCGAAGUUAUCGAGAUACUUUUGAAAGAAUUCAAUGAAAGGAAUAACCAAUGA
Messenger RNA from Caenorhabditis briggsae, 1479 nucleotides. Bases 1 to 1479 code for a protein of 492 amino acids. The transcript is spliced from 6 exons. The record is from RefSeq and is a predicted model, not a curated record. Gene Ontology annotation, cellular component: nucleus. Lineage: Eukaryota; Metazoa; Nematoda; Chromadorea; Rhabditida; Rhabditidae.